Messenger RNA from Lepisosteus oculatus (spotted gar), 1844 nucleotides. RefSeq names its product calbindin 1 (gene calb1). Lineage: Eukaryota; Metazoa; Chordata; Actinopteri; Semionotiformes; Lepisosteidae. Gene Ontology annotation, cellular component: cytosol; dendrite; dendritic spine. The record is from RefSeq and is a predicted model, not a curated record. Gene Ontology annotation, biological process: regulation of presynaptic cytosolic calcium ion concentration; regulation of long-term synaptic potentiation. Gene Ontology annotation, molecular function: calcium ion binding.
GAUUUAUUAAGUGUGCCUCUCUGAAUUCCGACGUUGCAUCUGGUGCCUGCUUAGGUGAGCUCACUGCCCGCCACGCUGCAGACAGCAGAUCCCUGAGAGGUGAGCUGCAGCCCCGACUUCCAACUCUCCGUACUGCAAGCGGAGGCGGGGCUGCGUCGGCUCUGGGUUAAAUACUGAGCCCCGUUGAUCAAGGCAUCCCAGUUUGAGAGCACCAGCUAGCUCACCUUCUGCAACGUCGGCUGCAACCCCGCGCCAUGGCCAACGCUUACCUGCAAGGAGUUGAAAUCUCCGCAACACAGUUCCUGGAUAUCUUUCGCCAUUAUGACAACGAUGGUAAUGGAUAUAUUGAAGGAAAGGAGUUGCAGAACUUCAUCAAAGAGCUCCAGCAAGCUCGAAAACAAGCGGGACUAGAAUUAACUGAGCAAAUGAAGGCUUUUGUGGAAGAGUAUGAACAGAAUGCUGGUGGUAAGAUAGGCAUUGUAGAGCUUGUUCAGAUAUUACCCACUGAAGAAAAUUUCUUGUUAUUUUUUCGGCAACAGCUGAAAUCCUGUGCAGAAUUUAUGCAGGCCUGGAGAAAGUAUGAUGCUGAUCACAGUGGCUACAUCGAAGCAGAUGAACUUAAGAAUUUUUUGCGAGAUCUACUUCUGAAAGCAAAGAAAACCUAUGAUGACAAAAAAUUAGACGAGUAUACGCAAACUACGCUAAAAAUAUUUGAUUCCAACAAUGAUGGGAAGCUGUGCCUGGCAGAAAUGGCAAGGCUAUUACCAGAUCAAGAAAACUUUUUGCUCAAGUUUCAGGGGGUAAAAAUGCCAAGAAAAGAGUUCAACAAAAUUUUUGAACUGUACGACCAGGAUGGAAAUGGAUAUAUGGAUGAGAAUGAGCUGGAUGCCUUAUUAAAAGACCUGUGUGAAAAAAAUCAAAAGGUGUUAGACAUCAAAAACAUUGCAACAUAUAAAAAAACUAUUAUGGCCUUAUCAGAUGGAGGGAAGCUGUAUAGAACUGAGUUAGCACUAGUCCUCUGUGCUGAUGAGAACUAAGAUGCUCUGCUGGCAAUUCUCAACUCACUAGUGAUGUGUUUAAAGAUAGCUCUUAAUUCCAAGGGUGUACUGUAGGAUGUUUUUUUAUCUGUACAUUUUACUGAUAGCGCAUAGAUACAUAAUUGGGAUGUGUAGCACAUAAUUUUCAAUCUGUCGUUUCUAUACUGUUUGUAAUGUACAGCUUUUGUAAUUAUGAAAUUAAUACAAUAAUAAAGGAUAUAUGCUUUGACUCUAUAUUAUAUAUUCUGUGAUACAGUAUAUACCUUUGCUUCCUUACCAGUUUAUUAAGAGAUGUGUGCAGAGCUGUACAGAGAUGUAUUGCUGAAUACUGUGUAAGUUGUAUUACAUUAACACCAGUUUCAGAUUCUGCCUGAUAAUAUUAUAAUUAUGAAAUAGCCAAAGCAAUAAAUUAUUACUAAAUGAUACUUGGGGGUGUAUUGUUUAAUUAGAUGGAUAAAUAACAGAUUAUGUAAACUGACGUUAUUUAGCUGAAUUUACUUUUGCAGUGCAUGUUUGUUGCUAAAGGCUAGCCUUUUAUCAAGGCAUUAAUUAAGAAUUUAAAUGCCCAUUUCUCUGCAUAGCUCAAUAAUUUAUUAGCCCCGACAUGUCAGCAAUGACUCACCUGUUCUCUGAAGAAAUAUCAAUCUAUUUGCACUGUAAGGAAUGGCGUGCUGCACUAUGCUUUAUACCAGACUCACUGUGUAACCCUGUAAUUAAAUACUGAUCAAAUACUACCUAACAAAAGUGGUUGUGUGUUGUGGUGUGAUUGAUUUAAAAAGCGUAAAAUAAACUCUUACAUUACUUUUA